AUGCGACUUGUGACUUUGGUCACGGCGCUAGUAGCGCUCGCGACACCGUCGCAAGCGCUGGAAGUCAGCGUUUGCGGCGACGCCACGUACGACCUGCCAGAGGACCGAGGAGUCAUCUGCGCGUCGGCGGACCCCGUCCCUCAAGGCACGUCCUGCCCGCUAAAAGGCGACAAAGCGAGCGUCGAUUGUUUCGAAAAUCUACCAUCAUACGACAGUGGUGCCUGUGUGGCGCCCGAAGACGCGGUGUGUGCACUAGUGAACGGCAAGACAUGGGGCUGCGUACUUCCAUCGGUAGGAUGUGGUGGCCAAGCACUUACAACGGCUGCUCCAGCUUCUCCAGUCAAUCAGUGA
This is a messenger RNA of Phytophthora infestans T30-4, 351 nucleotides long. RefSeq lists its product as uncharacterized. Lineage: Eukaryota; Oomycota; Peronosporomycetes; Peronosporales; Peronosporaceae. The coding region runs from base 1 to 351 and encodes 116 amino acids. The transcript has 2 exons. The record is from RefSeq and is a predicted model, not a curated record.